This is a messenger RNA of Puccinia graminis f. sp. tritici CRL 75-36-700-3, 1453 nucleotides long. RefSeq lists its product as uncharacterized. The transcript has 2 exons. The record is from RefSeq and is a predicted model, not a curated record. Lineage: Eukaryota; Fungi; Basidiomycota; Pucciniomycetes; Pucciniales; Pucciniaceae. Gene Ontology annotation, cellular component: chromosome, centromeric region; nucleus. The coding region runs from base 1 to 1347 and encodes 448 amino acids. Gene Ontology annotation, biological process: meiotic chromosome segregation.
AUGGCCCCUGUUCCAAAGUCUUCGAGCUCGCGACUAGGCUCUACUGAUAGCUCCAAUGAGCCGCCCCCGACGAACGGCCUGAAAACGUCGACAGAACAUGCUGAGCUUGAGAUUAAGGAAGAAGGAUCUGAAGAUCAAGACUCCUCUGAAGCCGAGAAUCAAAGCCUGCCAGAGGACCAAACCUCAGCAAGCUUCUCAUUGCAGAAUCGUGCCAUGAGCCAGCUCAACGAAUCUUCAACCUCCGAUUCAUCCUCUGACAGUGACCAAGAUGAUCCUCCAGAAGAUGCUCCAGAUGUAGCUGAGCCGGGCGAGAGCAAGCAGAAGAAUGCGCGUCCAAAAGAGCAAGAGGCACUCAUAGAUACCCAACGACGAUCCAGACAAAGCCAGCGACGAUCUAGGAAACAGAGACGCACCAGUCUGACACCCUUACAUAUCCUUGAAAACGUGUCUCCCGCGGACUUUUCGCUACCUCCUCUUACUCUAGGAUCGCCCGAGAGUACAGCCAACAACACCCACGAGUCCAGUCGAUCCGGACGGACGGACGAAUCAGAGGACACGAAGAGCUCAGGAAUCGAGAUCAGCAAUCUAGCGGCUCAAUCGGCAAGUGCCAAACGACGCGACUCUGGCCUAACGAAAGAAGAAAGCGAGGAGACUGCCGAUGAGGCGGCUCAACUCAGUCUAGAUGAAGGCUGGGAGAAACGCCCGCUGGCCAAGAAGAAACGCGUCCGUGCAGAGCUCGAUGCCGUCAGCGAAGAACACCCCGCAUCUGCUCCCCAUCAUGCAGCCGGCCUCACUGUCCAGGAGGCCGCUGUGAACAAUCUGUCUGGUGCGGGAUCUCGCGAGGCUCGACGGGCUCGCAAAGAAGUCAAUUAUGCGCUGCCUAGCUUGAACAAGAAGAUGCGUCGGCCAGAUUCUGAUGGGUCGUCGACCGUCAAGAGGAAAUCCAGCAUCAAACAUUCGUCCCACCAUCACAACCUACAAACAAACACUGCCACCACCACCAAUAAGCCGAAAUCAACGUCAAGUAACAAAUCGUCUGGCGCGACACCCUCGACUGUUCCAAGCAAUACAAGCUGCAGUACCAGUACCACUCUCACGCUCCAUUCCUCCCCGCUCUCUUCUCCUCCGGCUUCUUCCUCUUCGUCGAAUUCAUUCUCUAAUCAUCUCUUGGCUAACUCUCAUCCUUCGGAUCAUCCGCCUCCUCCUCCUCCUAAACCGUCGGCCCUCAAUCGGCCCAACAAAAAUCCAACCCCGGUUCUCUUGAAUAAUAAUCGAGCCACUCAUGCCUCCGAUCACAAUCAAGAUAUCCUUCUUAACCGUGGCCGCAGACGUACAAAUAAUCUUUGAUCAUCGGUUAUAUACUUCUUUUUUCUGAUUCUUCUUUUUUUUGUGGGAAUGAGGGGGCUCUUUUAUCUUGCUUUUCUUUUUUUUUGUGUUUCCUUCACCUCCUUUG